AUGCUGUUCCGAUUCGUCCUCUUUCUCGUUUUCGUUUCCGUUCUUGCUCUCGCCAAUUCGGUCGAGAAUCCGUCCGUGGAAGGAUCUCCGCCGCCGCCGCCGAACGGAACGGAGCUGGAGCCGCCACGUAGCAACGGAACAGAGCAAGGACCGCCGCCGCCGUUCGCAGCCAACGGGACCGAGAUUCAGGAGAACGGAAACAAAACCGGUGAGUUGGUUCGGAAAGAUCCACCUGAAAAUGGAAUGUUUUGAGGCGGAGUGAUCAAUUGGAUCAAGUCAAAGAUCGGAAAGUAG
Caenorhabditis sp. 36 PRJEB53466 is the source of this 294-nucleotide messenger RNA. The record is from the annotation of a GenBank genome assembly. Lineage: Eukaryota; Metazoa; Nematoda; Chromadorea; Rhabditida; Rhabditidae.